CAAAGCCGGGGGGGGGCGGGGUGGGGGGGGGGAAGCGACGACACGGUGAGUUGAGGGCCCGCCCCGCAGCCCCCCCACCCAGACGUGCUGCCGCUCUUCGCCGCCGCUGAAGGGAAGAACCGGGCGCGGUCCCGGAUCCUACCGAGGAACCGCCGCCAUGAACAGCGUGGGAGGCGCCGAUGAGAUCGGGAAACUCUUUGUGGGUGGCUUGGACUGGAGCACAACACAAGAAACUCUUCGUAGCUACUUCUCCCAGUAUGGAGAAGUUGUAGACUGUGUAAUCAUGAAAGACAAAACCACAAACCAGUCCCGAGGAUUUGGAUUUGUCAAAUUCAAAGAUCCCAACUGUGUGGGAACAGUCUUGGCCAGCAGACCUCAUACGUUAGAUGGUCGAAAUAUUGAUCCAAAGCCAUGCACACCUAGGGGGAUGCAGCCAGAAAGGACACGGCCGAAGGAAGGAUGGCAAAAAGGAUCCAGGAGCGAUAACAAUAAAUCAAAUAAGAUUUUUGUUGGUGGAAUUCCUCAUAACUGUGGCGAGACAGAGCUCAGGGAAUACUUCAAGAAGUUCGGAGUGGUCACUGAAGUUGUAAUGAUCUAUGACGCAGAGAAACAGAGGCCCCGAGGUUUUGGAUUUAUUACUUUCGAGGACGAACAAUCAGUGGACCAGGCUGUCAACAUGCAUUUUCACGACAUCAUGGGCAAAAAAGUGGAGGUGAAACGAGCAGAACCCCGAGAUAGCAAAAGCCAAACUCCAGGGCCGCCCAGUGCCAGCCAGUGGGGAAGCAGGAUCAUGCCAAGUGCUGCCAAUGGCUGGGCAGGACAGCCCCCUCCGACCUGGCAGCAGGGAUACGGCCCUCAAGGGAUGUGGGUGCCAGCUGGACAGGCAAUUGGUGGCUAUGGACCACCUCCCCCAGGAAGAGGAGCUCCACCACCACCACCACCAUUUACCUCAUACAUAGUCUCUACACCUCCUGGAGGCUUCCCACCUCCACAAGGAUUUCCACAGGGCUAUGGCACCCCUCCACCGUUUAGUUUUGGUUAUGGUGCUCCACCUCCUCCACCUGACCAGUUUGCCCCCCCUGGAGUACCCCCUCCACCUGCAACUCCAGGGGCAACACCACUAGCUUUCCCACCACCACCACCACCAUCUCAGGCAACUCAGGAUAUGAGCAAACCCCCAACUGCUCAGCCAGAAUUCCCUUAUAGUCAGUUUGGGUAUGGACAAGACUUGAGUGGUUUUGGACAAGGUUUCUCUGAUCCCAGCCAGCAGCCCCCUCCUUACGGAGGUCCCUCGGUGCAGCCAUCCAGCGGCCCCCCGGCCGGAGGAAGUGGGUUUGGACGAGGACAGAACCAUAACGUGCAAGGAUUUCACCCCUACAGGCGCUAGCCUGGGGCUGGCAAUCAGGGAAUUCUGUCCACAGGGAUGUCUGGCACCAGCCCAACCCAGGGAUCCCAGACUUCUGAACUUGUGACAAUCACAUACUUGAUGGAGGAGAAAAACAAACAAAAAACCUAACAACUUUUUUUGGUUUUCCUUUUUGGUGUUUUGUUUUUUUUUUUUUUUUUGGUUGUUGUUUUUCCUUUUUCUGUUUGGUUUUGGGGGGUGGGGGUGGGGAGGAGGCAGCUUCUGGAGGCAGAGCUGUGGGGGUUUGGACUGCAGUUUUUUUAAUUCCAUCCUUUCUUUUCUCUAACCCUUCAGCACAAAUAAAGGAGAAACGUCACUGGUUCAACCUUACAGGGUUUAAAAAUGGCUUCAGCUUUAAUUCAGAGCUUCAGGUUGCUUUUGUUUCCUUCUGGGGGGCUUCUUGCUUUGCCUUUGCUUUUUCCCUUCCUUUAUUUUUGCUCUCCUUUGAUUUCCCUCCUUUUUUCCCCUCCUUUUUUCCCCUCCUUUUUUCCCCUCCUUUUUUCCCCUCCUUUUUUCCCCUCCUUUUUUCCCCUCCUUUUUUCCCCUCCUUUUUUCCCCUCCUUUUUUCCCCUCCUUUUUUCCCCUCCUUUUUUCCCCUCCUUUUUUCCCCUCCUUUUUUCCCCUCCUUUUUUCCCCUCCUUUUUUCCCCUCCUUUUUUCCCCUCCUUUUUUCCCCUCCUUUUUUCCCCUCCUUUUUUCCCCUCCUUUUUUCCCCUCCUUUUUUCCCCUCCUUUUUUCCCCUCCUUUUUUCCCCUCCUUUUUUCCCCUCCUUUUUUCCCCUCCUUUUUUCCCCUCCUUUUUUCCCCUCCUUUUUUCCCCUCCUUUUUUCCCCUCCUUUUUUCCCCUCCUUUUUUCCCCUCCUUUUUUCCCCUCCUUUUUUCCCCUCCUUUUUUCCCCUCCUUUUUUCCCCUCCUUUUUUCCCCUCCUUUUUUCCCCUCCUUUUUUCCCCUCCGUUCUAUCUUUUUUCCUCUUCUUUUAACUCUUAUUUUCCAGGUUUUGGGGGUGGUUUUUCUUUCCUAUUUUGAGGGGAGGGGGAUUUGGUUUUGUUCAUUUAUUUUCUGGGGGGUUUCCUUUUCCUUUGCUCUUUCCCUUUGCUUUGCUCUUCCUUUUGUGUGUUUUUUGUUUCCUUUGACUGAAUUCCUUCCCCCCGAGCCUUUGUUUUCCCAUAUAUUGUAAACUUUUAUGUUGAAAAGAAAGAAAGAAAGAAAAAUAUAUACCUUUACAGAUUGUGGAGUUUUUAAGAGACAUUUUCUACUCUGCUGGCUUGUUUUUUAAUUUAAGACAGGGUUUCCUGGGGCGCUGUGGGGAGCGAAGGGCGAGCUGCAAACCCUCCCCGACCCCUUAGCUCCCAGCAGCAGCCCCAGAGACUCUGGGAGCUGGGGGAGAGGGGGGGUGAAAAAAUAGACAAAAAGAAAUCUACUGAGUGUGGGGGUCUGCUUAUUUUGGGUUUUUUUCCUUCUUUUUUGCUGUUUUGUUACCUGGUGGUGCAGAGCUGGUGACAAAAGUAACCAACAGGUUGGGUGCAGCCUCAGCCACGCACGGAGUCGCUUCGGGGUAGCUUCUGCGCUUCGAAGGCUUCCAAAUCCUCUGUGGGGUUUGGGAGUGGAGAGGCUAAUGGAGGCCUUGUUAAGAUGUAGAUUUCCCUCAGGCAAAACAAAAAGGGUUUAGGUGCAUUUUGCACUGAGCAGAGAUCAGCCCUGGUUUGAAUAAAGAGAAGUACCUUUGAAGUAGAA
This is a messenger RNA of Pogoniulus pusillus (Red-fronted tinkerbird), 3137 nucleotides long. It is a transcript of the gene DAZAP1, whose product is annotated as DAZ associated protein 1. Gene Ontology annotation, biological process: central nervous system development; regulation of translation. Lineage: Eukaryota; Metazoa; Chordata; Aves; Piciformes; Lybiidae. The transcript has 12 exons. The coding region runs from base 158 to 1387 and encodes 409 amino acids. Gene Ontology annotation, molecular function: mRNA binding. Gene Ontology annotation, cellular component: cytoplasm. The record is from RefSeq and is a predicted model, not a curated record.